Lepisosteus oculatus (spotted gar) is the source of this 2714-nucleotide messenger RNA. RefSeq names its product secretogranin III (gene scg3). The record is from RefSeq and is a predicted model, not a curated record. Gene Ontology annotation, biological process: protein localization to secretory granule. Gene Ontology annotation, cellular component: secretory granule membrane. Lineage: Eukaryota; Metazoa; Chordata; Actinopteri; Semionotiformes; Lepisosteidae.
CAGAUCUAUUUCUUCUGGGUACCAUUCAGCCAUUGGCAAGCUAGAGGCUUAGACAGGACUUGUAUAACCUGCGAGCCUACCAGCUCAUUUCCCUUUAACUAGAGCAGGCGACCUGAUUUCAGCACCGCUGGUGCUGAACAGCUCCGCAGAGUGAAUUUCAAAACCCGGUUUAGCGCCACCGGAGCUGUGGAGUCUGUGCGCUCAGGCAAAGCGUUACAAAGAAGAGUCACCGAAAAAGCAGUAGAUCGAAAACGGGAGCUGGCCCAAGAUCAAGAAGAUAUUCGAGUUGAGUUUAAGGUGUACAUUUCUGAAUAACCUGGAAUAAGAGCACCCCUGGAGUUAUUCUCCGGUCCAACCCCGCCAACUAUUAACAGCAGCUUCUUUUUCAGAAUGGCGUCUAAAAGAAUGGUAUUUUUCCUCUUUGUUCAGAUUUUCUCAGUUUUUCUAUACCAGCUCAAUGCCUUUCCCACACCUGACGUUACAAGUGAUAAAGCCGUGUACAAUAGACAACUAAGCGAGGAGAGACCACUCCAAGAACAAAUUGCAGAGGCAGACAGCGUUAGCAAAUCAGUGGCGAAAGACAACCAGUCAGCAUCGACAGAACCCACUAUUGAUCCAGACAAUGAUGACUUCAGUCUGCUUAGGUCCUUGGCUGAAACAUCAAAGGAUCUAGGCAGCAAGACUCCAAGUUCAAAGUCCAUCAAUACCCACUACUUUCCUGAUGACGCAGAUUCAACUAAGAACCGAAGACUCGUGGAUGACUAUGACUCCACCAAAAAUGGAAUGGACUACAGAUAUCAAGAUGACCCAGAUGGACUCCAUCAGUUGGAUGGCACUCCUCUGACAGCUGAAGACAUUGUCCAGAAAAUAGCCACCAGGAUAUAUGAGGAAGAUGACAGAGGAGUUUUUGACAGAAUUGUUUCCAAACUGUUAAACCUGGGAUUGAUCACAGAAAGCCAGGCAGAUACACUGGAAUAUGAAGUGGCAGAAGCCCUGCAGCAACUGAUAGCAAAUCAAGUGAAAAACAAUGAGAUUGAAGACACCAGCAUGGACUACCCUGCCUCCAGUACCGAAGACCCAGGAGAAAAGCAAGAGAAAUCAGUAUCUGAGAAGGCCAGCAGGAGGUAUGAGGAUCAGCAUGUGAGUGAGGACGUUGAUGACACAGUGGACAACACAUGGGCACCUCCCAAUGAGGCAGACCAAAGGAACGAGCUGUCUCCCGAGGACAGUCUCCAGGACCUGCAGUACUUCCCCAACUUCUACAACCUUCUGAAGAGCCUCAAUUCAGAACAAGAUGCAAAGGAAAAAGAAACUCUGAUCACCAUAAUGAAAACACUGAUUGACUUUGUGAAGAUGAUGGUCAAGUAUGGCACAAUCACGCCCGAGGAAGGAGUGUCUUAUUUGGAAAAUCUUGAUGCCAUGAUCGCCCUACAAACUAAGAAUAAACUAGGCAAGUCGCUGGUGACAUCAGACAUCAGAGCACCAACAGACAAGACCAGCGAGGAGGAAGACAACACCAAGGAGGAAGUGGCCAAAAUGGAGAAGGAAUAUGAAUCUCUCAAGGACUCAACAAAGGAGGAGCAGGCUGUGCCAGAGUCAGGCUCUUCGGGGAAGACAGAAACCUAUUUGGAGGCAAUCAGAAAGAAUAUUGAGUGGCUGAAAAAGCAUAACAAACAGGGCAACAAGGAAGAUUAUGAUCUGUCAAAGCUGAGAGACUUCAUGGACCAGCAAGUGGAUUCUUACAUCGACAAGGGCAUCCUGGAGAAAGAUGAGGGCGAGAUCAUCAAGCGGAUCUACAGCAGCCUGUAGACUCCAGACAGAAACAACUGCAAAUAUUCAAAUAUACAAUUUAAAAUAAUAUAAUCUAUUAAAAUUAGGCAAAUGUAUUGCAGCUCUCACUUCCAGUCAGCUGGCUGGUGCCCCACAAACCCACCUGAAACUAAAUUGGGAAAUACUGCAAUAACUUCACAGUUGGUCAUGUACACUAUGUCCCAAAAGCAAUAUCCUUUAAUAGCGAUAGAAAGCAUUUUUUACAAAGCUUCCACAAUGGUACUGCUGAAUAACAAAAAGCACCCACCUAAUCUCCUGUCUGCAAAUUGCUGUGUGCACAACAGGGAAUUGUUAUGGUACAAUCUGGAGUCACAACGAAAUGGCUGUUGUGUAUAUGAUUUUGUAAAAGAGAUUAAAGCUACAGUACAAGCUGGAAGUGAAAGAGUUGCAAAAUGCUUGAAUAGACAAUAGAAGGCAAAUCCUAUCUUUUGCUGAUCCUUUUGUGCAAUCAAUUACUCAUUUACUAAAAAAAAAGAAAACACUAAAUGUAAUCUGUCUGGAGAAUGUACCUUCACAACCCUUUCCAGCAUCAGCGUGAAACAUACUGUACUAUGGCUUUUAAUUCUGCCAAAAAAUAAUUUUGUGUUCUGUCCAGUGUCAUCUAACAUAUCUUCGUUAUGUUAUUUGUUUCUGUAAAGCUCACUAGUUCAGGGAAACAUCUUUUUGAGUCCCCAGUGGACUUUCUUUGUCAAUCGUUAUAAUUGUGACUUAUGUUGUGUCCUUUUUUCCAUUCUGCAUGUUAAAAGAACAUGAAACAAACAAGAAAGCAUUGCACCCUGAUGUCGUGUGAGUAAAUGCAACUGAAGUAUUUUUAAGUGUAAAUAUUUGUGAAUUUUUUCAAAAUACUGUAAAAGUAAUUAAAAACUUUGCCUUUCUUUAAUGAA